AAAUCGUCCAAAAUCCCAAAUUUCAUUUUCUAUUCGGAUCUUUCUCCAUUACCCAAGUUUCAAAAUCAAAUCUUGAUAAGAAAUCAAGAAAAAAAGAAGCCAAAUUUUGAAUCUUGGAUCAGUCUUUGAAGAUCAUAAUUACAAAUGGGGUCUACACCAGUAGAGGAUAUGAUAGAGGCUUCAUCAGGGGCACAUUUUUCUGGAUUUCACAUCGAUGGGAUGCACCCAAUAAAUUCACUAACGAAACAACUAGCAACUACAUUGAAUGAAAACGUGCACAAGCAGCCUUUUAUCAUUGGGGUUGCUGGAGGCGCAGCUUCAGGGAAAACAACGGUAUGUGAUAUGAUUAUCGAGCAGCUUCAUGAUCAGCGUGUUGUACUUGUAAACCAGGACUCCUUCUAUCAUAGUUUGACUCCUGAAGAACUUACAAGGGUUCAUGAGUACAACUUUGAUCAUCCCGACGCUUUUGAUAAUGAGAAGUUAUUACGAACUGUAGAGAUGUUGAAGCACGGAAAAGCAGUGGAUAUUCCAAAAUAUGACUUCCGGAGUUACAAAAACAGCGUAUCUCGAAGGGUAAAUCCUUCAGAUGUAAUAAUCUUGGAAGGCAUACUCAUUUUUCAUGAUCCUCGCAUACGUGAAAUAAUGAACAUGAAGAUCUUUGUUGAUACAGAUGCUGAUGUACGCCUGGCAAGGAGAAUAAGGCGUGAUACAGGCGAAAAGGGACGCGAUAUUGGUAUGGUACUUGAUCAGUAUUCAAAGUUCGUGAAGCCUGCUUUUGACGACUUUAUACUUCCAACAAAAAAGUAUGCUGACAUCAUCAUACCUCGUGGAGGAGACAAUCAUGUUGCUAUUGAUUUAAUUGUACAACAUAUUCGGACAAAGCUUGGUCAACAUGAUCUUUGUAAAAUAUAUCCUAACUUAUACGUUAUUCACUCAACUUUUCAGAUACGUGGCAUGCAUACACUUAUACGCGACGCGCAAACAACAAAACAUGACUUUGUAUUUUAUGCGGACCGAUUAAUCCGGUUGGUUGUGGAACAUGGUUUAGGACAUCUACCAUUUACAGAAAAGCAGGUGAUAACUCCAACCGGGUCGGUAUACACAGGGGUAGAUUUUUGUAAGAGAUUAUGCGGUGUUUCUGUUAUUCGGAGUGGUGAGAGCAUGGAAAAUGCACUGCGGGCAUGUUGCAAGGGUAUAAAGAUCGGAAAGAUUCUUAUUCAUAGAGAAGGCGAUAACGGCCAACAGUUAAUAUAUGAAAAAUUGCCACAAGACAUAUCUGAUAGGCAUGUUUUGUUGUUGGAUCCUAUACUCGGAACAGGUAAUUCAGCCGUUCAGGCUAUUUCAUUGCUUCUAAAGAAAGGGGUACCCGAGGCCAAUAUCAUAUUCUUGAAUCUAAUCUCUGCACCACAAGGAGUGCAUGUAGUGUGCAAACGGUUUCCGAGAAUAAAGAUUGUGACAUCAGAGAUAGAAACGGGGUUGAAUCAAGAGUUUCGUGUGCUUCCGGGGAUGGGAGAGUUUGGAGACCGAUAUUUUGGGACAGACGAUGAAUGAACAACUUUAGUCGUUUUGGGAUCGAGUGGUUGUUCGUGAAGUUGUGUUUCAGUUUUGAAAUGGUUUCGGUUUCGUUGAGACUUGUACCUUUGUGGACUCAGGUUAUAUGGGAUUCAAAUUCAAGCAGGCUAUAUGAUAUGUUACAUGGUAACAGUUUUAAGAGUUUUGACAUUA
Messenger RNA from Helianthus annuus (common sunflower), 1725 nucleotides. RefSeq names its product uridine kinase-like protein 4. The transcript is spliced from 15 exons. Gene Ontology annotation, molecular function: kinase activity; ATP binding. Bases 145 to 1551 code for a protein of 468 amino acids. The record is from RefSeq and is a predicted model, not a curated record. Gene Ontology annotation, cellular component: cytoplasm. Lineage: Eukaryota; Viridiplantae; Streptophyta; Magnoliopsida; Asterales; Asteraceae.